Messenger RNA from Salvelinus sp. IW2-2015, 1371 nucleotides. RefSeq names its product NME/NM23 family member 5 (gene nme5). Gene Ontology annotation, biological process: cilium movement; spermatid differentiation; UTP biosynthetic process. Gene Ontology annotation, cellular component: cilium. The record is from RefSeq and is a predicted model, not a curated record. Gene Ontology annotation, molecular function: nucleoside diphosphate kinase activity. Lineage: Eukaryota; Metazoa; Chordata; Actinopteri; Salmoniformes; Salmonidae.
GUCGCUUUGUGUUCAGAUCUGGCUGACCACUUCCGGAGGUGGUCUGGGGAUUCGGGGCUACCAGAAAUGCACGCAAUUUGCGACGUCAUCAGCACUCUUCCCACCUGUCUCGAACUUGGUUAUGGGAACGGGGCACCUGUUCAUAAUAUUAGGAAAUACCUACCWGUGAGGAACUUGUUUGCUGGCAUCAUGCUACCUAGUAUUUAGAGAAACAAUUUUGUUUGGCUGGAGUUAUGCUAACCAGUUUGCUAUCUCUUUAGAGCUACUUGCUGGGUUAGUUGGCUAGUUAGCUACUGCCAUCAGUUGUGUUUAGCAUAUUUAGCCUGUUCCACCGUUUGCAGAAUACAUACUGGUAUUUUGAAUAUAGCGCGAGAGAAGGGAAUCCGGACACUUAAGUGUAGAUGCAUGACGCGUUCGGAAUUACAUGAUAGAACUCCGAAUAUUAAACUGCAUGAACUGUCAAGUCUAGACAUGGCCUUUGUUUCUCCACGGACUUGUGAAAGUUGUCCAAAUCUUUUCCCGUAGAAGGGUAUCCUAGCAACAGUGCGAACGACGUCGAUGUGAAUGAACUUGCCUCUGAAAAGAUUGUUUACAAGCGCUGACGUUAUGGAUUAUGAAACUCCAAAGAAUCAGAUGCCUUCUCCUCGGAUUUAUGUUGAGAGAACUCUCGCGUUGAUCAAACCUGAUGCUAUACACCAAGCUGAGGAGAUUGAGGACAUCAUUCUCCGAUCUGGGUUCACAAUUUUACAGAAACGGAAGCUGCAGCUGAGUCCGGAGCAGUGCAGUGACUUCUAUGCUGAGCAGUAUGGGAAGCUGUUCUUCCCCAGCCUAACGGCCUUCAUGAGCUCUGGACCCAUCAUCGCCCUGGCUCUGGCCAGAGAUCAGGCUAUCGCCCACUGGAAGACCAUCAUAGGACCUGUUAACUGCACCAAGGCCAGGGAGACUCACCCAGAAUGUCUGCGAGCCAAGUAUGGCACCUCUGACCUGAGGAAUGCAGUGCAUGGCAGCGACUCGUUCUCCUCAGCCGAGAGAGAGAUCAAGUUCAUGUUUCCCAACUCUGUGAUCGAGCCCAUCCCCAUGGGAGAGGCAGCCAAAGACUACCUGGGCAGGUUUGUGAGCCCCACGCUGCUCAGCGGACUCACUGAGCUCUGCAAACAGAAGCCUGUCGACCCCUUUACUUGGCUGGCAGAUUGGCUGGUCAGAAAUAAUCCCAACAAACCUCAAAUAUUUGAUGRGGCAACAGGGGAGGAAGCAGCAUAAACACAGAGACCGGAAAACACCAUCUGCCUUUACCAGUUAAAUCCAUGUUCAAGAAACUGUGUUACAUAACAUCCUGUGAUGAAAUAAAGAAGGAUAUUUUGACAACCGGAA